Messenger RNA from Plectropomus leopardus (leopard coralgrouper), 531 nucleotides. The record is from RefSeq and is a predicted model, not a curated record. Lineage: Eukaryota; Metazoa; Chordata; Actinopteri; Perciformes; Serranidae.
AAGGCCAAAGUAAUGAAUGCAGGAUGUGCUGAAGCACUGAAGCAAUAUGAUUUUGAUUGCUUUGUCUUCUCUGAUGUAGAUCUGGUUCCUAUGGAUGACCGUAACCUCUAUAGAUGUUUUAACCAUCCCCGACACUUGGCUGUGGCUGUAGACAAAUUUAAUUUUCAGUUACCCUAUAACACCAUCUUUGGUGGGGUUUGGUCAUUGUCCAAGAAGCAGUACUUCAAGAUUAACGGCUUCUCGAACACUUUCUGGGGCUGGGGUGGUGAGGAUGAUGAUAUUUAUUUGCGAAUUGUUAACAGAGGAAUGUUUAUUACUCGACCUGGCAUGAUAAUCGGAAAGUACAAGAUGAUCAAACAUAAUAGAGACAAGCUCAAUGGUGUUAAUCCAAAGAAUCCUGGCAAACUAAGACAAACCCAUUUGACCAUGGCUAACGAUGGGAUUAAUUCCUUAAACUACACAGUCAAGGAGAUUGUGAAGGAUAAACUGUACACUUAUAUCACGGUGAAUGUUGGGUCUCCACCAAGCUGA